GUACAGGCACACAGAAAUCACAGAUAAGCCCCGAUAGUGAAAGUUGCCGAUAGUCCAUCUGUGACCCAAAUUAAUGCCAUGCCAGGAGUGAGGUUGGUCGUAAAUAGAUGUGGUCAUGUGAAGAAUUCGUACUUCCCUAUUACAUGUAGGUUAAAAUUAUAAGUGCGUAGUAGAAGACGUUUGGUGAUAUUCAUCCGAAACGAAAAUCCGAAGCCUAUGGCAGAUAGAUGGAUGUUGUUGGGAACGAACAACUUCACUGAUGAAAGCGAUUGCCACCUGACAAGAUGGGUGGCAAUAAUUCAAAACCGGAUGAAGAGAGCACCAGUACAGCUCGUAUGAAACCCGAGUUAAGGACGAAACGAAAGGAGCCCUGGAAGGACAAAUUGAAGCAACUGAGGCCAAUAUUGCUUGAAAGUCUGGAUCAGUUGGACAGCCUCCUUGAUUUGGUCGAGGAAAAAGAUGUUUUAGCAGGUGACGCAGUCAGGUGCAUUAAAGAUGAGCCCACUAGAGAUGGCAAGAUAAGGUUGCUUGUUGAAAAGCUGUCGAGGCGAACGAGGGAGGACUGGCGUGAAUUUAAAAAAUGUUUGGAAGAGACGGAAAAUGGCCACUUGAUUCGAGAUUUUGAAAAUUCAUACGAAGAAAACCAAGCCAUCGAAGAACCAAAGGUUGUUCGGGCAAAGGAACACCACGGCAAAUCUGGUGUUGGAACUUUUGAAGCAACUGCCAUGGCACGCAUUCCAGUGUCUAAGUCAAAAAACAAUGUCAACGAUCCUAGAAUUAUACAGUCGGCUUCUCGAUUUCCAACUGGUGUCUCCCCACAACAGUUGCCACACAGACGAUAUUCCGAAGCAUUCACCAAUGCUGAUCAAGUUUCUAUUGCCAGAUUGUCACAAAUGUCAGGCUCCCCUGCUUACUCCCCGAGCCCUCCUCUGGGAAUGGACAGAGGCUACGAGUCCGACAACUUUGAUAUGGACGAAAAGGAUGUCAUUGGUCUGAUGACAAAGGUGCUAAAGAAGCGCUAUCUUUGGGACUACAAAACUAUCUUGUUGCUGCCUUGGCAGAAGUACCGUGAUAUCCCCAUCUCCCAGAUAAACCGUAACUUUGAGAUGAGGAAACCAAAUGGUGAAUAUUGUGACGUUACACUGGAUGAUGUUUUGAUUAAAGCAGCCGAAGACAAGAAAGACAGGUUUAUUUUGGAGGCACCAGCAGGGUACGGAAAGACAUCAUACCUGAAGAAGUUAGCUUACUUGUGGGCAAACGACUAUCAGAGCUUCAGUCACUUCGAGUUCCUCUUUCAUAUAUGCACCGACAAGUUCAUCGAAUACCAAAGAGACAAUGACGAAAAAAAUGGAUUGUCUGAUUACAUUACUUCUGAUGACUUCUUCACCAGCCAGAGCCUAAAGAAAUGUCCUCCCAAAACCUUGAUCGAAUACCUCGAUCAACACAGCGAUAGGGUCAUCUUCAUCAUUGACAACAAUUACAAGCCUGAAUUACCUGAGGACAUCGACAAAAUAUUCCAGCGAAAGAGCAUGGCCGAGAGUACCGUCAUCUUCACGUGCAGAAGCAACCAUGUCCCAGCCUUGUAUCUCGAUACCGUGAAUAGGUACACCUCUCUUCGAAUUACCAAGCAUCACCCCGACACCAUCCCCAAGCACAUAACUGAAUACUUCAAGUGGAAACACAUGGAAGACAGCGGGAAAUCCCUUCUCCGUAACCUGGGCAUUGAGGAUGACGGAACGAUUGGUGACGCGUCGAGGCUGGGAUGGCUGACUGUCCCAUUGAUCCUGGUCAUCGUGACGCUGUUAUGGGAGAACAUGUGCACCGAUCCAGAAGCGGCACACGAGAAGAAGACAUUCACUCUAGAUGAACCUUACAUCUACCAGAAGGUACUCAAGAACAUCAUCAAGAAGUAUGAAUGUCAUGAAAAAGGGCUUCAAUCCCGUGUGGGCGCUACAGGAAAUCCGGAAUACGACGAUGAAAUGCUCGCCCUUGGAAAGGUCGCGUUGCAACUGAUUCUUGACGAACGAACAAACAUUCCUGCAGAAAAACUUGAAGAUACCAAAUUUGAAGACGAUACAGCAUACUUCCUAAGAAACGUUGGUUUACUGGAGCCAUAUACUCGACGCCACGACCUAAUCGACCACAAGGAGUACAGAUUCGUUGAUGAUAUUUGGAGGUUUUUCCUGGCUGCUCGAUACUUAAAGAACAACCAGGAACAGGGGAUGAUGGGUGAGGAGGAUAUUGCGAGUUACGUUAAGAAGGUGAAGCGCCUGAAAGCCGUUAGCUAUAAAAACAUUGAUGAACUGUUCACCAAGUUUAUUGCCCUGUAACUUACAGGAAGAACUAAGUGUAUGUUGACCUCGAUUGUGCCAUGAUAUGACUAUGGGUUGGUGCAAAAUGUUUAAGAAAUCGAAGUCUCAUCGAUUACGGUGUUUAGUUUGAGGUAUUUGAGAAUAGAAAUUGAUACAGCACUGUCGGAAUUGGUCAUCUAACCAGACACCGCUUAGGUGGAGCUCUCAAAUAUAGCAAAAGAGCCAUAUUCCCCGGAAUACUUGUACGUGUACAUGUACAUGUACCUCCAGUUUGGUAUCAGUUCCGGCCUAGUCGCGAGAUGUUUUUCCCUUUGAGAAUAUUUUAUCCCAGUCGGUCUUGUAUGAUGUCUUUAAAAUGUAUCUCGUGCAUUAGUUAUGUUCGUCUUCUUUCAUAUGAUGUUAAUACAGUCAAAAUCACAAUUGGCAUCCCUUAAUUCGCUUCAUUGGCGCGUCAAUGUCGCGCUACCCAGUGCGCAGGUCGCGCGUAAGCCGCGCGUAAGCCGCGCGAAAUAUAGAGUGAUAGACGCGUCACUGGCACGUACUACUUGCUGCGCGUAACUGACGCGAAGCAGGGAGGAUGUCAAUUGUGACUGGGAUUGUACGUGGUUUAAUUGUAUGUAAUCAACGUCACAUUGAACAUGAGGCAGUGAAGAGUUGAGAUGCAAGAGCUACUAAACAUGCUUAAUCCACUUCAUGGGAUUUCAAGUCAAUACAAUGGUUUUGCUGUAACUCUAAUGGUUUUGCUGUAACUCUAAUGGUUUUGCUGUAACUCUAAUGGUUUUGCUGUAACUCUAAUGGUGUUGCUGUAACUCUAAUGGUUUUGCUGUAACUCUAAUGGUUUUGCUGUAACUCUAAUGGUUUUGCUGUAACUCUAAUGGUUUUGCUGUAACUCUAAUGGUGUUGCUGUAACUCUAAUGGUUUUGCUGUAACUCUAAUGGUUUUUGCAGUAGAAGUGAAUUCUCAUUACCUGAGUUUCUAUUUGGGGUUGGCAAUUUACAUCUGAACUCUUCAGUUAUUGAAUUAACAAUAAAUUAAUUAAGCAAUAAGUGAUUA
Molecule: messenger RNA, 3365 nt
Organism: Lineus longissimus
Lineage: Eukaryota; Metazoa; Nemertea; Pilidiophora; Heteronemertea; Lineidae
Exons: 9
Coding region: 285-2330 (681 amino acids)
Biological process (GO): regulation of apoptotic process
Source: RefSeq, a predicted model, not a curated record